UCAGGCUUCGGCGGGGCCGUUUUCCCACAAUCCACCGCGCCCCAUUCAAGCUGGGUUGGUGUUUCGGAGUGCUGGGAGUCCUGACGAUGAACGCUCACCGGGAUGUCCCCGAUUUUGAAAUGCAAGAUUUCGUCUUAUAAUUUCAGCUGCUCACUUCUCGAAAGCUGGUAAAACUGGACGCGGCCGCAAAUUAAUUAUUUUGGCCCUGCAGAAUGUCCAAGAUAAGGCGGAAGGUAACAGUGGAGAAUUCGAAGACUAUAUCUGACAGCAGCGGCACCCCAACCCCCUCACGCCGACCCAGCGUGUUUGAAAGACUCGGCCCCAGCACAGGAAGUAAUGCUGCUGAGACACACUGUAGAAAUUGGCUGAAGACUGGGAAUUGCAGUUACGGCAACACUUGUCGCUACACACAUGGAACUCAGGCCAGGGGCAAAGGCUUCAGUGGAACAUAUCGAAGCAGGUCAUCGGAGAGGCCCACUGGCGAUCUCCGGGAGAGGAUGAAGAACAAGAGGCAGGAUGUGGAGCCUGAUGCCCAGAAGAGAGAUACAGAAGAGACAACGUCCCCUACAGCCAGACAGCGAGAUUCCUCCCGAGGCCGACAUCGGGAAAAGGAGGAUAUAAAGAUAACGAAAGAGCGAACACCUGCCAGCGAGGAAGAGCAAGCAGAGUGGGAAGCUAACCGCGAAGACUCUGAUAACGGUGACGGCGAUUACGACUACGAGCUGUCUCUGGAGAUGAAGAGGCAGAAGAUCCAGCGGGAGCUGAUGAAGCUGGAGCAGGAGAACAUGGACAAGAGGGAGGAGAUUGUUAUCAAGAAAGAGGAACCGGUUAACAAGAGCCGGACCAGCAGCCUGUCGAAGGUUUCCCCUGAGCCCAGCAGUUCCAAAGGCUCCCCUUGCUCCCGGAAGUCCAGUGGGUCUCCCAAACGCAAGGCCACUGCUAAAGCCACAGGCUCCGGGAAAAAGGAGAAGGCAUCUGUCAUCUCCUCCCCCGUGUCGGAUCAGAGCAGGCCCUCCAAGGCGGCUCACAACAAGAAGAAGGGUCCUCGCACUCCCAGCCCGCCCCCUCCCCCGGCCACGGCAGAGAGCCCCGUGGUGGGCAAGAAGCACAAGGGCAAGCACAAGAACAAGGAGAAGCUGGAGGAGAAGCCCAAAGAGAGCAAGGAGCGGGGCCGCGAUGCCGAGAAGCACAAGGACAAGAAGGAGAAGCGCCGAGAUCGCUCCGAGAGCUCCCACAAGCCCAAGCGGUCAGCCACUUCUGAAGAGAGAUCGGCCAGCGCCUCCCCCCCACCCCGGGAGGUGUCCCCCAAGCAGCAUUCGCCCCGGCCGUCUGCCCAGAAGCUCCCUGCCCUCGCGUCCUCUCCCCUGCACCGGUCACCAAGCCCUCCACGCCGCCGCCGGAGCCCCUCACCCGCCCGGCAUCCCUCCCCCUCCUCCCGCUCCGGCUCAUCAGCCACCCCGGCUUAUCUGCGGGAGUCUGGCUCCCCGGCCCCGGGGCGGCGCUCUCGCUCACCGGCCCAGCGUGGCCCCAUCAGCACCACCACCUCAUCACCUCCACCGCGCCGGCUCAGUCCCGGGCGCAACCGCUCUCGGGGCCGCUCCGAGAGGGAGAGGAGUCCGGCCGCUCAUGACCGGCGUCACGAGCGCAGAGAUGAGUCCCGGGGCAAGAGGGAGAAAGACGGCCAGGAGGAGCGUGGCUACGAAGCGGAGCAGAGCGUGGCGCGUGAGGAGCGCGAGGGCCGCGAGCGGCGGGAGGCCCGGGAGCGCAGGGAGACCCGCGCCGACGGACGCUCCGGAAGAGACUCGCUGGAGUACAGGGAUCGUGAGCGUGACCGGGACCGCGAGCGAGAGCGUGAGAGGGAACGCGAGAGGGAGCGUGACCGGGCCGACUCCAAGCGGAAGGAAGAGCCUGCCCUGGAGGAGCGAGGCUAUGGGCGUGGCCACGCCCGCGAGGACAGCGGCCGCACUGAGGCCAGGGUGGAGUCUCGGCCAGAGUCCCGCUCAGAGAGGCCCGGAAGGGGGCGGGGCCGCACCGCCGAGGCUGCGGACAAAGGGGUCCGCAGCUCCCGGAGCUCCCAGUUUGAAGGUGGCAAUGGGGGAGGUUCCUUCCAUGACAACUGGGAGUCGCGCAGCAGUGGGGGAGCCAGCAGCUACCCCGAGCGAAGCACGGACCGGGGUGGCACUGAGCGGGAGCGUGACCGCUAUGAAGGGGACCGCCGCGGGGAGCCGGCCAGGGACUCUUCAUACGACCGCCGGGGAGGCCACACAGAGCGUGAGCGCCGGGACAGAGUCUCUCCCCCCUCGAACAGGCACCGGGGCCGCAGCGAGGAGGCAGAGAGGGAGGAGCGACGGGACGAGCGGCGAGUGGACCGGGCUGAUGAACGGAGGGAGGAGCGGGAGAGACGGGAGCGGGAGCGUGAGCGGGAGAAGGAGCGUGAGAAGGAGAGGGAGAAGGAGCGGGAGAGGGAACGGGAGAAGGAGCGUGCCCGGGAGCGUGAAGAGCGCGAGCGAGAGCGUGAAGAGCGGGAGCGAGAGCGUGAGAAAGAGCGGGAACGGGAGCGGGAGGAGCGGGAGCGUGAUAGGAAGGAACGGGAGCGGGAACGGGAAGAGCGAGAGAGGGAGCGCGAGGAGCGUGAGCGUGAGAGGAAGGAGAGGGAGCGGGAACGCCAGCGCGACUGGGAAGAGCGAGAGAAGAGCCGUGAGGAGCGCCGUGAACGCCGGGAUGACCCACGGGAUGAGCGCUCUGUCAGGGAUACUCAUGAGGACCGGAAGAGCAGGAAAAGGCAACGUAUGCAGAGCACGUCCAGCCCCAAGCCUUCUCCAAAGAGAGCCAGGGAGGCCAGCCCCCCUGACAGCGAUGGCUACAACAGUGCAGAGGAGAAAGGCGGUGAGAAGCACAGGCUUCUGAGUCAGGUGGUGCGCCCGCAGGAACCGCCCCGCUCUCCCCCCAGGGCCCUCAUGGAGGAGAAGCCCAGCCGCUGGAGGGAUGAUGACCGCAAGGCCGAUAAGCGAGACUCUGGCGGCGUCAGGGGCCGGCACGAGGAGCCACAGGCCCGGGGAGGAGACCGGCGUGGAGGGAACGACCACUUGGACAGUAAAGAGCCACAGGAGCCGCCCCCUCCGGCUGCCUCCGCUGCCUCUGGCCUCGAGGAGAAGGAGGCAGCGACAGCAGUGGCCCACGAUGAGGGCAAGAAGAAGACCAAGUCUCAGAAGAAGGGGCUGAAGAGGAACCGCAAGGAGGAGGAUGGGGGCGCUCCCCCCGCUGAACGCUUCAGCUCCGAAGCCCCUGCCUCGCAGGAGACCCCUGCUCCACUGCUGUCUCCCCGCAAGGUGCCCAAGAAGAAGGCGCUGGAGAAGAAGCGCAAGCACUCCCGGGGGGGCGAGUCCGAUGUGUCUGACGAGGAGACACACCACCACCACCACUCCAAGAGGAAGCGGGGACCCCGGACGCCGCCCCCAGCGGCCAAGGAGGACGGCCCCUCCACCGGCGUCACCUCCCAGAAGCCCCCAGCCGCCGCAGACCAGCCCCCUGUCGCCAGGACAGAUGCCGCCUUCAGCGACUGGUCCGACGAGGACGUCCCGGAGCGCGGCGAGGUCCCAGCAAGUUCAUCUGUCCCCCCAGAGAAGAAGGCAGCACCUGAGGCAGCUCGCAGAAUGUCACGUGGCGUCCGUGAAAGACCAGAGCCCGCCAUCGCACCACUGCUCCCGCAGGAGCCACCCGCCAUUGCGCCCCUCAUGCAGCCCCAGCUGCCGCUGCAGCCCCUGAUCCCGCAGCACCUCCUACGCAAGCACCAGCGCAGCAGCAGCCUGGGCAGUAACCGCAGCCGCUCAUCCUCCCGGCGGGUGAGGUCGCCCUCCAGCGAGUCCGCCCACCGCGGCGGCGAAGAGCAGCCGGGCCCACACUCCAGGAGGGGGCGCCUCCAGGGUGCAGGGUCUCGUGACAGGGAGCGGGAGCAGGAGAGGGAGCGUGAAAGGGAGAGAGAGCGGGAGAGGGAGAGAGAGCGGGACAGAAGCAUGGCUGUAGAGGCUAGCUCAUCAGAGAGGAAAUCCCGUAUCGACCAGCUGAAGAGGGGCGAGCCCAGCCGCAGCACCUCCUCAGAUCGGCAGGAUUCCCGCAGCCACAGCUCCCGGCGCAGCUCUCCGGAGUCGGAGCGGCAGGCACGCUCCCGGGCGGGAUCUUACGACAGCCGCGAGCGGGAGAAGGAUCGUGAGCGCGAACGAGAGCAGUUUGACCGAGACCGCGAGAGGAAGGACCCGCGGCAGCAGCAGAGGGCCGACUGGGAGCGGGCCGAACCUGAAGCCCGCGACUGGGUCGGGAGGAACCGGGACCCUGCGGCAGUGUUGAUGCGUGGGGGGCGCGAGCCAAUCAGAGAGCGGGACCUCAGGGAGCUGCGUAAACGAGAAGCGGAGCUUGAAAGAGACAGGCACCUGGCCGAGGGGCUGCUGCUGCACGAUCGUGACCGCGACCAUGACCGCGACCGGCUGCUGCUGGGACUCCCGCUGCACGUGGAGGUGAAGCCAGACCGGGCCGAGUUUGAGUCCCUAGCCAGAGAGGGCGCCUCCGGCGAGGGAGAAAAAAGCACAGACGGGACACGCAGCCUGGAGGAGUCAUGUGAGGUGGAGAAGGCGGACAGUGCAGAUGACGAGGAUGAUGGGAAGGCGGGGGACACGCAGUCGGCGGCAUCUGGCGGGGAGGAGUACGAGCCCAUCAGCGAUGACGAGCUGGACGAGAUUCUGGCCGACAGCACAGCACAGAAGAGAGAGGAGCAACAGCAGGAAGAGGAUAAGAUCUCAGGGCCUCGGGAUGUAAUCGACGUGGACUGGUCCAGUCUGAUGCCCAAGCAGCCAUCGGAGCCCCGCACCCCAGGGGCGGCGCUGCUGCGCUUCACCCCAGGGGCCGUGCUGCUGCGGGCUGGCGUCUCCCGCCGCCUGGCUGGCCCCCAGCUCAUCGACAGGGUCCGCGAGGCCUGCCGGGGCGAGCUGGACGACCCCAAAGAUGCAGACAGAUUAUUUGAGCAUGAACUGGGGGCUCUGAACAUGGCCACCCUGAACCGCAAGGAGGAGAGAGCAGGCCUGCUGCGGAACCUCGGCCCCUGCUGCAAGGCCCUGUGCGCCCGCAGGGACAUCACCAUCCGCAGGCAGCUACUCAAGAACGACAAGGGCACAACUAGGCAGAUCUACAGCGCCACCCCAGUGGACAAUGAAAUACUGCGGCUCAGUGUGCGUCUGCUGAAGAGGAAAAUGGCAUCCUGUGGAAGCAGCGAUGCCCCGGGGCAGGAGAGGUCUGAGGGGGCGCUAGAAGUUCCCCCACCAGCGACCCCACCUUUGUCUGAAGUCUGUGCUUCCUGAUUGGCGCCACUGCUCCAGAUCAGCCAAUCCUGAACCUAAAAUACUCUGCCCAUAAAGGAAAAAAGCAGGAUUCAGUGUGGGACACGCUCCAUAGAGACUGCUGCCCUCUGCAGCCUGUGGAUCUCUGCUGUGAUCGAGUUGCUUACAGAUGGCAGAGCAAGAGGUAAACCUGAGCAGAUUGUGUGGUCUCAUCUGGUCUCAGAGCCGCAUGUUCUUUUUUAACAUUUAUUUUAUAAUGAACAUUCUCUACACACAGGUAUGUUGUGCAUCGGUUAUUAAAACUGGGCAUUAAUAUUUGCUUCCCCUUAACUGAGUGGAAUGUUUCUCUUGUAGGGUUAUUUUUUUAACAUGUAAAUGCAGUCUGGUUGUUUGGUACAUUGGUAAUAUUUAGUGAGACAUGACUUUGUUCAAAGGUUUAGAUAAUUUGUACAUUAAUGCUGCAUGCUAAAAGUCUUUAGAACAAGCUUUUCAAAUAAAAUUUCCAAGAGGGACCAAGAUAACACCCUUAGCCUCAGCUUUCUGCCAGACUGUAACACCUUGACUAUAAAAUGCUGUGCAGUCUUUGCCGGAAGAUAUAGGACAUUAAGAAACAGUUACCUGGUAUGUGGCCUGGGCUAAUUUUGUUUAAAAGAUCAGGAGUAUAAAGUGGACAGAUUUGGUCUGUAGUUUUUGCACUGUACAGAAUGAACUGUGUGGGUUAAUAAAUUUGUGUGAACAUCUGCAGAAAGCUUCAA
Molecule: messenger RNA, 6082 nt
Organism: Brienomyrus brachyistius
Lineage: Eukaryota; Metazoa; Chordata; Actinopteri; Osteoglossiformes; Mormyridae
Gene: zc3h13
Product: zinc finger CCCH-type containing 13
Exons: 21
Coding region: 213-5348 (1711 amino acids)
Cellular component (GO): RNA N6-methyladenosine methyltransferase complex
Molecular function (GO): metal ion binding
Source: RefSeq, a predicted model, not a curated record